This is a messenger RNA of Myzus persicae (green peach aphid), 891 nucleotides long. RefSeq lists its product as uncharacterized. The transcript has a single exon. NCBI's taxonomy places the organism in Eukaryota, Metazoa, Arthropoda, Insecta, Hemiptera, Aphididae. Bases 30 to 668 code for a protein of 212 amino acids. The record is from RefSeq and is a predicted model, not a curated record.
AUUCAGGCGAAUAAAGCCCAGUGAACAAGAUGUUGGGUGAUUUUCGUAACAAAGAUCGGUCAAACUGCAAGAAAUCGCUUAAAGAUAAGAUGACGUGUUACAAGUGCAAGGAUGAUACGGGUUCUGAGACAGAGGAAUGCAUGUACAUAACAGAUAGUGCGCCGAAAGACAGGAAACAGUCCUAUCACGAAACAAAAAAAUUCAACUCCAGCCCAGAAGUGGUAAAAUCUACCGCAGAUGUGGACAAAUCUAACGAGAGUCACAAGCAACAGCAGCCGGCCUCAUCAUCGUUGACACACGUUUAUGCUCCACUGUUUGGUUCUAGUUACGAGCCUUCGGCACAGUACUCGCACAUUCGGCCACAGUAUAAAAACAGAAAUUAUAGACUUCACAGGAAACCGGUGACCGAAGAAAUCGCCGAGUCCACCGAAGACGAUGACCAGUCUGAGGCGCAAAGCGUGGAGGAGUACGACUAUGCGGACGAUCCGAGUAGUCAACAGGUAUCGAGACACGACUUGCCGGACGUAGAUCCGUUUGGGCCCGAGGGAGCGUACAGCGAGGAAACAGUGCCAGUUUAUGAUCCCACAUUGAGAACUUGGCUACCAAGGUAUAUGGUAAUUAAGUCUUCGGAGGAAGCAAUGGUAGACGCAGAACUAGGGUUCGAUUAAAACGAAAACACGAUGUAGGCAGGUAGGUACCUAUAUGCAUCUUACUAACAAUAUUUUUGUUGUCAAAUUAACAUAUUAUAAUAUAUUAUAUCUAUUCACGAGUCAAAAUAUUAUACUUAUUAUAUAUACUGGUGGUAUGAUAAGGGUAUUACUUAAUGGAUCAUUAUUAUUAUUUGUUGUUGUUGUUAUUGUUGUUAUUAUUAUUAUAAACGUGUAUUGUAUA